AUGUGUGUAUGGCUCCCUCUGCUGGCUGUUUUGGUGCAGCUUGCCAGCGCUACAUACAACUGCUCUACUGAAUAUAACAGGACUCCAGAUAAUUCAGACUUGACAGUAGACUGCGGAACCAUAAUCAUCACUCUGGAGAUUAACCUGUGCACAGCGCAGUGGGCAGGCUUCAACACCACAGACCUGGCCUUAAAUGGAAACCACAAUAAGCAGGAGUGUCUGGGCACGACUGAUACCAGUGUGAGCCCUCCAGUGAUGCGCUACCAUCUGCCCAUCAACCACAGCCUGGACAACCCCUGCCGCCAGUCUCUGCAGAUUGUGGAUGAGGCUCCAGACCCCUCAGGGCCCUUCAGCUCCUACUCCAGUGUACAGUCAGUUAUCAUCACCAGCUACAUAGAAACCCCCCGUACAGGCCAAGGCACGAUCAGCUACUCCACAGACCUGUACUACCACUUCUCCUGCCGCUACCCUCUGGAAUACCUCAUCAACAACAUGCAAAUCACAGCCUCGUCUGUCUCUGUGGCCACAAAAGACAACAAUGGAACUUUUGUCAACACACUAAGGAUGACUGUACACAAUGACUCUUCCUACCAAUAUCCUCUGAUAGUGCCACCUACAGGACUGCAGUUGCGAGACAGAGUCUAUGUAGAAGUCAAAGCAGUAAAUCUGACUGGAAAUUUUAAUGUCCUUCUAGAUCACUGCUUCGCCACUCCGACGGCAUACAAUUUGACGCACAGUGAACAGCACAACUUUUUUAUUGGCUGCUCAAAUGAUGACAAAGCAACCAUUACUAUCAAUGGAAUGUCUAAAGUGGCCCGAUUUGACUUUGAGGCGUUCCGUUUUCUUCAGCACCGAGCUCAGUCGCAGUCCAGCAUUUACCUGCACUGUAUACUCAGACUGUGUGAACCCAAUAAGUGCCAGGACAUCCUUGUUGGAUGCAACCGUAAGAGGAAAAGAUCAGCGACUCCCUUCGGACAAGAGAGCAGAGAUUCAGCCACCGUUUCUGCUGGACCUAUCUAUACAGCUACAGAGGAACAACCAAAGGCACAAACCAGUCCUGCAGGCCAAAGUGGUCUGAAUGAGACUGGGCUGAUUGUGGGCGUGGUGUUGGGGUCUGCUGUGGCUCUGCUGCUGGUGCUAUCUGGGUGGUUUGCUCUCAAAAGGUUUCGCUGGAGCUCCUUUGAGUGA
Knipowitschia caucasica is the source of this 1188-nucleotide messenger RNA. Lineage: Eukaryota; Metazoa; Chordata; Actinopteri; Gobiiformes; Gobiidae. The record is from the annotation of a GenBank genome assembly.